ACAACAGAUACAAUAUUAGUGGUAUCGUCCUUAUUCAUUCAUAAAUUUGGAAAACUACCCAACACCAUUAACACUAUAAAAUUGGGGUUGGUGCAAAACUUGCAGAGAGCAAUAACACUCAACUCAACCGCACCAUGUGAAAUGGCGGGAAUGCUUGGCGCCAUUCUCCGCAAUCCCAUAUUCCGGGCAACUUUCCCCCCAUUUAAUACCCACUUCGCUCUGAUCACCUCCACCCUUUGUCAAUUCCCUCGAAACCCAUCUCGCAGAAUCUGUGCUCGUGCCCUGAUUAUGGCUCAAGCUGCGGAAAACCCGAAUCACGCCCCUGAAAUUGAAGAACCCUCGCCGAAAAUCCAAAAGAUCCACCAAAACGGCGUUUCUGAAAAUAAAACCCAUGAAAGCGCUCCGUUUUUACGGGUCAAAAAGCUCUCUGAGAAAGCUGUUCUGCCUUCAAGGGCUUCCCCGCUUUCUGCUGGCUACGACCUCUCCAGUGCGGCUGAGACUAAAGUUCCCGCUAGAGGCAAAGCGCUAAUACCCACAGAUCUCAGCAUUGCUGUUCCAGAAGGAACCUAUGCUCGUAUUGCUCCACGAUCCGGGUUGGCGUGGAAGCACUCGAUUGAUGUGGGCGCAGGGGUGAUUGACGCCGAUUACAGGGGACCAGUUGGAGUGAUUCUGUUCAACCACUCGGAUGUGGAUUUUGAAGUGAAAGCUGGGGAUAGGAUUGCGCAGUUGAUUAUCCAGAAAAUUGUGACGCCUGAGGUCUCUGAGGUCGAUGAUCUUGAUUCAACUGUUAGGGGCUCUGGCGGGUUCGGGUCAACUGGGGUUUGAGUGUUGUAUGUUUGGAUGGUAGUUGAUGAUAUUCUGGACUAGUUUAGUUACCAAUGUGGUUGGUCAGAGUAUUAUUAUGUUGGGUUGUGGCGAGCUGUUAAGAGUAUUGUAUGGAGCACGUUUUGGGGACAGGUUGUAGGUCUCUAGUUCUCUUCCGCGAGGCAUUUCGUCAAACAUAUAUUGUACAUGUUGCUAUUCUCACGAGAUUAUGUACUUGUGGGCUGAUUCUAGGUUUAUUUUAUUGAAAGUUGGGUGUUCCAAAA
This is a messenger RNA of Sesamum indicum (sesame), 1088 nucleotides long. RefSeq names its product deoxyuridine 5'-triphosphate nucleotidohydrolase. Gene Ontology annotation, molecular function: dUTP diphosphatase activity; magnesium ion binding. Gene Ontology annotation, biological process: dUMP biosynthetic process; dUTP catabolic process. NCBI's taxonomy places the organism in Eukaryota, Viridiplantae, Streptophyta, Magnoliopsida, Lamiales, Pedaliaceae. The record is from RefSeq and is a predicted model, not a curated record.